GCUAGAAUGAGUACCUAGUCGGAAGGAAAUUGUAGAACCAGAGAGCGAACGGCGACCGGAGAUGCGAAGGCCAAGUCCGAAGGGAUGAUGCAAGGUCUCCAUCAUCAACAGCAGCAGCUAGCGGCGCUUAUCUCAGCUGCUCUCCCAAAAGUUGUCGAUUCUUCUUCUUCUGCUGCUUCUUCAGCCGUUCCAUCCUCUGAGGAAGACGAGACCUCCCGCUACUCCGCCAUUAACUCACUUCACCGAGCUAUUAUCUACCCUCCUCAUUCCCUUCUCAUCUCUCACUCCGCUUCAUUCCUCGCACAAAAUUUGUUUAAAGUUCUGUCUGACAAAUCAUAUUCUGUGCGUCAGGUUGCUGCUACAGCUUAUGGGGCAUUAUGUUCUGUACUGUGUUCUAUUCUCUCAUCAUCCAACGGAAGACAAAAUCAAGUCUUGUUUGGAAGUAUUGUCGACCGUUUCUUUAGCUGGGGGAUGCAACUUCUUACCAAUGUUAGUAAUGGAGAUGAGGCGGCAGAGCUUGCACUGGAGUCUCUCCGUGAGUUUCUUAAUGGUAGAGAUGUUACCGCGGUUGAAAGAUAUGCAGUUCCUGUUCUCAAAGCAUGUCAAGAACUUCUCGAGGAUGAAAGAACUUCGUGGAGUUUACUACACCGGCUUUUGAAUGUUUUGACUCUGAUAGCAUUGAAGUUCCCUAGAUGCUUUCAGCCACAUUUUGUUGACAUUGUGGAUUUACUUCUUGGAUGGGCAAUGGUACCUGAUCUAGGUGAGUCUGAUAGACAGGUUAUUAUGGAUAGCUUCUUACAAUUUCAGAACCACUGGGUGAAUAAUCUUCAGUUCUCCAUGGGAUUACUCUCAAAAUUCCUGGGUGAUAUGGACGUACUACUUCAGGAUGGAAGCCUUGGAACCUCCCCACAAUUUCAACGUUUGAUUGUGCUGUUGUACUGUUUUUGUACAGUUUUGAGGGCAACCGCUUCUGGUUUGUUAGAGAUAAGUUUACUUGAUCAGAUAAUGGAACCACUUAGCAAAAUGGUUCCUUCAUUGUUACGUUGUUUAUCCCUGGUAGGAAGGAGAUUUGGCUGGUCUAGAUGGAUUACAGAGUCUUGGAAGAGCUUGACCCUUUUGGCAGAGAUUCUAGGCCAGGAUUUUUCAUCAUUUUAUCUUCUAGCCGUUGAUGUCUUAUUCCAAAGCUUGGAAAUAGAUGAUUCAAUCCAUCUGAAGGAUGCUAGGAAGAUGACUUCAUCGCAGAUUCAUGGAGUCCUUAAAACUAAUCUUCAAUUAUUGUCCUUACAAAAGCUUGGACUCCUACCAACAUCUGUGUAUAAGAUAUUGCACUUUAGUGCACCUAUAUCUCAAUUACGCCUACAUCCAAGUCAUGUAGUUACUGCAGCUUCUGCUGCUACUUAUAUUUUCUUGUUGCAACACAGAAAUAAUGAAGUCGUUAAGCAAGCGAUGACUUCCUUAAUUGAAGAAAUGGAACUGUUGAAGAACAUCCUAGGGCAAAUCUCAUGUAGUGUAAAUAAUGAUAAUGAUGUGUUAAUUCCUAAUCCUUAUUCAAGGCCUGAGUUACUUGCAUUGAUUAAAUUUGACCUUAAAGUCAUCCUGAGUUGUGUUUCCAUGGAGGGGGCUGAUGUUUUUAUUGGCCAAGAAGAGUUUGACGAUUUAUUAUGCGAGAGGUUGGAAAGAUUAUUAUCAUUUUUUCUCCAGAAAUUAAAUCCUUUCAGAAGUCCCAUUCAGGAUUUUGUUGGAUUUCAAGUUGAUGUUAUCAAGACACUAAAUCAACUAGCUAUGAUUGAAUUCUCCACCAAGUGUUCAGCAAGGAACCAAGCAAGCUGGAAAGGUUGUGCUGGUGCUGUGUCAGAAAAACUUCAAAUGGAUGAAUAUACAAAUAACAUACUUCACAAAUUAACUUUUGAGCAUUUCAGGAAGUAUAGUCCUCUGCUUGUUAAAUCUCUUCACAGUUCUUCACCCCUGGCAGUCAAGGUUGAGGCCCUUAAGUGGAUAUGUAAAUUCUGUGAGAUUCUUACUCGGAAGGAGGAGAAUUUGAGACCCUCAGACCAUUCUUAUCUUGCAUUUCAAUAUGGUGGAUUUGCUGGAGUUUUGAUCUUUUCAGUUCUGGGCGCAGCAUCAGACAGGGAACACAAAGUAAGAGCUCUUGUUGCAUCUGUUAUUGAGUUGUUACUGCAGGCUAAACUUAUUCAUCCUUCUUACAUAAAUGCUGUUACUGAAGUGAUCCUUGAGAAACUUGGUGAUCCAGAUGAUGAUAUAAAAAAUGCAUUUAUGCGGUUGCUUGCUCAUUCAUUGACUGUUAAAAUGUAUGUCAGUGGCAUACACGAUUGUGGACUUCUAACCACACAUAGCCCAAGUGUCCUUAAAUUAAGUUGUACUCUAGACCUGAACUGGAAGCAGAUAUUUGCUCUUCGACAAUUGCCUCAACAACUUCACUCGCAACAACUUGUUUCUAUUCUGAGUUACAUUUCACAAAGAUGGAAAGUACCUCUUUCUUCAUGGAUUCAACGUAUUAUUCAAACUUGCCAGAGUUCCAAAUUGUCAUCUCAGCUUCAUCUAGAAGAGGAAGGGCAUGCUAAUUCAAAUAGCGUAGGCUUUGAAGCUAGAGUAGAGGAAAGUCUCCUUGAACAUAAAAGUUCAGUCAAUCUCCUUGCUGGAGCAUGGUGGGCCAUUCAUGAAGCAGCUAGGUACUGUAUCAGUACACGCCUUCGCACCAAUCUUGGCGGGCCUACCCAAACCUUUGCAGCACUGGAACGCAUGCUGUUAGAUGUUGCACAUGUUUUACAACUUGAUACAAAUCAAAAUGAUGGAACACUGAACAUUUUAGGUUCUUCUUAUGCUCGCUUGCUACCGAUGAGGUUAUUGUUGAACUUUGUGGAGGCUUUGAAGAAAAAUGUAUUCAACGCUUAUGAUGGUUCCAGCGUCUUACCGUGCCCUUCAAAGCAGAGUUCACUGUUCUUUCGAGCAAAUCGAAAAGUCUGUGAGGAGUGGUUUUCCCGCAUAUGCGAACCAAUGAUGAAUGCUGGACUAGCCCUCCAGUGCCAUCAUGCUACAAUUUGUUAUUCCGCUUUGAGAUUGCAGGAUCUGAGCAAUCUUGUGGUUUCAGCUAAGGACAACCACAGGGCUCAAGUCUCAGAAAACCCUCAUAACUUUAGGGGAAGAUUUCUGAAAGAUAUCUUAAGGGUUGUACAACAUAUGGCUCUGGCUUUGUGCAAGAGUCAUGAUACAGAGGCCUUAACUGGCCUGGAGAAGUGGGUUACCACGACAUUCUCUUCUUUGACAAUAGAUGAAAAUCAUGCUUCCUACAAUGAGGAGUUUUCUGGAUAUUUCUCAUGGAUUACCGGUUUGGUAUAUCAGGCAUCUGGACAGUAUGAGAAGGCUGCUGCUUAUUUCUCUCACUUACUACAGACAGAGGAUUCAUUGAAUGCAAUGGGGUCUGAAGGUGUCCACUUUGUCAUUGCUCGCAUUAUUGAGAGUUAUGCUGCAGUUUCUGAUUGGAAGUCUUUGGACUCCUGGCUAUUGGAGCUGCAAACACUUCGUGCUAAGCAUGCUGGGAAGAGUUACUCUGGUGCACUAACAACAGCUGGAAAUGAAAUUAACGCAAUUCAUGCUUGGGCGCGCUUUGAUGAAAAUGAUUAUCAAGCAGCUUGGGCAUUCCUAGAUUUGACACCUAAAAGUAGCAAUGAGCUUGCUCUUGAUCCUAAAUUAGCGCUGCAAAGAAGUGAACAGAUGCUUUUACAAGCAUUGUUGCUUCAAACUGAGGGGUCAGGGGACAAGGUUUUCCAUGACUUACAGAAGGCAAAAUUAAUGCUGCAGGAGACACUGUCCAUUUUGCCACUUGAUGGGUUAGCUGAAGCAGCAGAGUAUGCCACCCAGUUGCAUUGUAUUUCUGCAAUUGAGGAAAGUUGCAAGGUAGAAGGCAGCCUAGAGAGGCAACCUCAGUCAUUGUUAAGUUCCUAUAUUCAAGUAGAGCAGUCUCAAAUUGGACGAUUUCAUCAAGACCUUAGUCUCUGGCUGAAAAUAUUCCGUGUUUAUCAAAAUAUCUACUCAACUUCACCAGUGACUCUAAAGCUCUGUGUUAACUUACUAAGUAUAGCCCGUAAACAGAAAAACCUUGCUUUGGCAAAUCGUCUAAACAUCUACCUCAGAGAUAAUGCUACAAAUUUUCCGGAGGAAAGGUGCCGUAAUUCACUAAUCUCAAAUUGGCAGUAUGAACAUGCACUGUUGAUGCAUGCUGAAAACAACAUUCGUGAAGCUUUCUCAAGUCUCUGGUCAUUCUUGUGCCCUUUCAUCACCAACUCUUCAAGUAUUGCUACAAAUUCGGAUAAUAAUGUUCUGAAGGCAAAGGGCUGCCUGAAGCUCUCCAGUUGGUUGAAAAGAGAUCAUAUUGUUACUGAUUUGGAGGAUAUUGUCACAGAAAUGCUAGUCGAUUUUAACAUAACCAAUGUUGCUUCAAUUUACAGAGAGAAUCCUAGAUUAGGCGACGAUUCCUUGAACUCCAAAGGAAGAUUGGAUCUUAUAGUUGAUGAGCUAGUUGGUACAGCCACAAAGUGGUCCACUCGUCUCUGCCCAACUAUGGGCAAGUCAUGGGUUACUUAUGCAUCCUGGUGUUACAAUCAAGCCAGAAAUGCUCUUUUUGGUUCACAAGAUAGAGCACUUCAUUCAUGUUCAUUUUCUCCAAUUCUUACCCCUGAUUUUGUAGCUGAAAGGUUUAAGCUGACAGAAGAAGAAAUAUCAAGAGUGAGAUCUAUUAUCUGGCAGCUUCUUCAGCAACAUAAUGAUAUAAAUUGCUUGGGUGAGGACAAAAUGGAAUAUAAUCUCCAUGCUGAAUUCCCUAAACAUUUGAGCAAUGAGAACUAUGUGAAUGAUUUGGUCAGGCAAGUAAAGGAUACAAUUGAAGCAGUUGCUCGAGCGCCUGGUGCAGAAAAUAUGAAUGGUGAAAGCCUUUCUACCAUGUUAAAUUCAAAGUUCCGACAAUAUAUUCUCAAUGCACUUACUGGCCUGGAAGAAUCAGCUAUACAAGUUUCUGUUGAUGAGUUGGUGAACAUUUGGUGGUCUUUGAGAAGAAGAAAUGUUCAUCUUUUUGGGGUUGCUGCUCAAGCUUUUAUUAAUUAUCUCUCUUAUUCAUCAUUAGACUCAAUUAGUGACUGCUGGGUUGCAUCUGAUUGUGAUUCUCUGGACGGGAAAAGCAUAAGCUAUACUUUGAGGGCUACAUUAUACAUCUUACAUAUUCUACUCAACUUUGGUGUGGAGUUGAAAGAGAUGCUUGAACCUGCACUUUCUGAAGUUCCUUUGCCACCGUGGCAGGACUUAACGCCUCAGUUGUUCGCACGGUUAAGUUCCCAUCUUGAACCAGUAGUUCGGAAACAACUAGAAGGCUUAUUGAUUAGGCUUGCAAGGCUAUCACCCUGGUCCAUUGUGUACCCAACACUUGUUGAUAUGAAUGCUUAUGAAGAGAAACCAUCAGAGGAGCUUCAGCAUGUAUUAGCUUGUCUGCAUAAGCUCUACCCAAGACUAGUCCAGGAUGUUCAGCUCAUGAUAAAAGAGCUAGAAAAUGUUACUGUACUUUGGGAGGAACUAUGGCUUAGCACACUUCAGGAUCUUCAUGGAGAUGUAACAAGACGCAUUAGUUUGUUGAAAGAAGAGGCUACACGAAUUGCAGAGAGCACUACACUUAGUUAUAGUGAGAAGAAUAAGAUAAAUGCUGCAAAAUAUUCGGCCAUGAUGGCUCCUAUAGUGGUAGCCCUAGAGCGUCGCUUGGCUUCUACUUCAAGGAAACCUGAAACACCUCAUGAGAUAUGGUUCCAUAAUGAGUACUGGCAACUACUUGAAUCGGCCAUUUCAAACUUCAAGACUCCUCCAGCAUCAGCAGCAACACUUGGUGAUGUAUGGAGGCCAUUUGAAAACAUUGCAGCCUGUUUGGUAUCUUAUCAAAGGAAAUCCUCAAUAUCUGUGGGGGAAGUUGCACCUCAAUUAUCGGAGCUAUCAUCUUGUGAUGUUCCCAUGCCUGGUCUUGAGAAGCAAAUAUCAAUAUUUGAAUCUGUUGACAGUGCCAUUCCUAAGACCCAUGGAAUUGUCACCAUCUCUUCUUUCUCUCAAGAAAUCACCAUCUUACCUACUAAAACAAAACCGAAGAAACUUGUUAUGCUGGGCUCAGAUGGUAAUAAAUAUACCUAUCUCUUGAAAGGACGGGAAGACUUACGUCUUGAUGCUAGAAUCAUGCAACUAUUGCAGGCUAUUAAUGGUCUGCUGCAUUCUGGUCAUGCAACCCGUGAUCAGUCCCUUUCUAUACGAUAUUAUUCUGUUACACCAAUAAGUGGUCGAGCUGGCCUUAUCCAGUGGGUGGAGAAUGUUGUGAGCAUAUAUAGUAUCUUCAAAUCAUGGCAGAAUCGUGUUCAGCUGGCACAGAUGCAAAUGCUGGGUUCCGAUUGCACAAAAAGUUCAGUUCCACCACCGGUUCCUCGUCCUAGUGAUAUGUUUUAUGGUAAAAUUAUUCCGGCACUUAAAGAGAAAGGCAUAAGAAAAGUGAUAUCACGAAGAGACUGGCCUCAUGAUGUGAAGAGGAAAGUCCUUUUGGAUCUUAUGAAAGAGGCUCCUAGAGAACUCCUCCAUCAGGAGCUUUGGUGUGCUAGUGAAGGUUUUAAAGCUUUCAGCUCAAAGUCGAAAAGGUACUCCCGUACUGUUGCUACCAUGAGCAUGGUUGGGCAUAUCUUGGGUCUUGGUGACAGACAUUUGGAUAAUAUUCUGAUAGACUUUUCCAGUGGGGAUAUUGUGCACAUUGAUUACAAUGUGUGCUUUGAUAAAGGGCAUCGGUUAAAGAUUCCUGAAAUUGUCCCCUUUCGUUUGACGCAAGCAAUUGAAGCAGCGUUAGGGUUAACUGGGACUGAAGGUACUUUCAGAGCAAGUUGUGAGGCAGUUCUGGGUGUUUUAAGGAAGAACAAAGACAUAAUUUUGAUGUUGUUGGAGGUUUUUGUAUGGGAUCCAUUAGUGGAAUGGACACGUGGGGAUUUCCACGAUGAUGCUGCAAUUGUUGGUGAAGAAAGAAAGGGCAUGGAGCUGGCUGUUAGCUUAAGCCUAUUUGCUUCCCGCGUGCAAGAGAUUCGUGUCCCAUUGCAGGAACAUCAUGAUCUUUUCCUUGGUACUAUGCCGACUGUUGAAUCUGCACUUGAGAGGUUUGAAGGCAUCCUAAGUCAAUAUGAGCUUGUCUAUGCUCUUUUUCAUCAUGCUGAUCUUGACAUGUCUAACGUUGUCUUGACUGAGACAUCUGCAAGAUCUAUUGUUGCUGAAGCAACUACUACCUCGGAGAAAACCUGUGCCAAAUUUGAAAUUCAAGCUCGAGAAUUUUCUCAAGCAAAGGCUAUUGUAGCUGAGAGAGGUCACAAUGCAACAAGUUGGGUAGAGCAGCAUGGAAGAAUCCUUGAUGCUUUAAGAAGCAACUCAGCUCCUGAAAUUACAGCCCAAGUGAAUCUGGCUACUUCUGACGAAGUUAUUUCUCUUACUUCUGCUGUUCUUGCAGCUGGUGUUCCACUGACUAUUGUUCCUGAACCCACACAAGCUCAGUGCAAUGAUAUAGAUACCGAGGUUUUGCAGCUGAUAACUGACAUGGAUAAUGGACUUUCUUCAACAAUAAAGUCACUUCAAGCAUAUUCUUUAGCUUUGCAACGAAUCCUACCACUAAAUUACAUCACAACCACCCCGAUGCACGCUUGGGCACAGAUGCUGCAACUUUCAGUAAAUAAUAUCUCCUCUGAUAUCUUAUCACUCACCAGAAGACAGGCUGCUGACCUUAUUGCAAAGGGGGAUGGAGAUGGAUUUGAUUCUAGAAAGCAUACCUAUGAUGAUUUAUGCCUUCUGGUUGAGAAGUAUGCAGAAGAGAUAGAGAAAGUUGAAAGUGAGCAUGCUGAACUGGUAAACUCAAUUGGCUCCGAGUCAGAAUCCAAAGCUAAAGAUCGCCUCAUUUCAGCAUUCAAGAAGUAUAUGCAGUCAAUGGGUGUUCCAAGGAAAGAAGAUGCCGCCUCUACUUAUUUAGGAGCAGUCAAACUUGAUGCUGCAAGAGAUACUGGAUUUCAAGGUGAGGUUGAGGACAAGAAAGAGAAGGUUUUUUCUGUCUUUUAUAUAGCUGUAAAUCUUAUAUAUGAGGAGGUGAAGCAUAGAGUUGCUGACAUAUUAGCUUCUUCAAGUGUGAUCAGUAAUAGAGAUAAUAUUUUGAAGACUGAUUUUGGAACUAUCAUUUGUGAGUUCGAAGAGCAGAUUGAAAAGUGCAUACUUCUAGAGGGUUUUGUUAGCGAUCUUCAGCAGUAUAUGGAUGGCAAUACUUCUUCAGUUGAAACAAAUGAGCAUGCUAAUCUUUCAAUCCAAAAGAGUUGGGCCUCCACUUUCAGAUAUGCUUUACUUUCUUGUAAGAACUUGGCUGGCCAAAUGAUUGAUGUUGCACUUCCCCAAGUGCUGAAAUCUAUUGUUUCAUUUAGUUCAGAGAUUAUGGAUGCAUUUGGAUCUCUUUCUCAGGUUAAGGGCUCCAUUGAUACUGCUUUAGAGCAGCUUCUUGAAGUUGAAUUGGAGAGAGCAUCCUUGGUAAAGCUGGAAAUGAAUUAUUUUGUAAACGUAGGCCUCAUUUCUGAGAAGAAAUUGACUCUUGAAGAAGCUGCUAUGCAGGGCAGAGAUCAUCUUUCUUGGGAAGAAGCAGAAGAACUUGCAUCACAAGAGGAGGCAUGUAGAGAACAGCUGGACAAACUCCACCAAGCUUGGACUCAAAAGGACUUGCAGACCUCAUCUCUUGUAAAUAGAGAAACUGCUAUUAAAAGUGCUUUGAUUUCCUCUGAAAAGUUUCUUAAUUAUUUGCUUGCUGCUGAACAAGAGAGGGAGCAACAAUUGGUAAAUCACAAAUCAUCUCUUUCUGCACUUGUCCAGCCAUUUUCUGAGUUGGAAUCAAUUGAUAAUACAUUGUUUUCGGGCUUAGAAUCUUUUAUAUCUUCCACGUUGGAGAUUUCUUAUGCUUCAGAGUUGAUGAACUCUGGUUCCCCAGUUUCUGAACACAUCUGGAAGUUUCCAAGCUUACCGAACAAAUCUGCUUUCUUUGUUUGGAAAGUUGGCAUUAUAGACUCCUUCCUUGAUGCAUGCAUACAAGAGGCAGCUUCAUUUAUAGACCAAAACUUAGGAUUUGACCAGCUCCUCAAUAUUGUAAAGACAAAGCUUCAAUUCCAAUUUCAAGAGCGAAUUCACAAAUAUAUUAAAGAACGACUGGGUCCCUUUUUAUUGGCUAGAUUGGACAAAGAAAAUGAAAUCUUGAGGCACAUGACAGAUACAACGAGGGAAUCUGCUCUUGAUCUAGCCAAAAAUGAUUCUGGUCAUGUGAAGAGAGUGCAGCUGAUGCUGAAGGAGUACUGUAAUGCACAUGAAGCUAUCAGAGCAGCCAGGUCAGCUGCUUCCCUCUUGAAUAAGAAAGCUUAUGAUCUCAAAGAGUCUCUUCGUAAGACAAGUGUGGAGAUUGUUCAGAUGGAUUGGAUGCAUGAUGUUUCUCCAAACCCCUUGCACAGUGUCAGACUAAUAUGUCACAAGUAUCUUGCAAGUGAUGACCAUUUACUUCCAGCUAUUCUAAAUCUCAGCAGACCUAAACUACUAGAAAACAUGCAAUCUUCAGUGUCAAAAAUAGCCAGGUCAAUGGAGCGCCUGCAAGCUGUUGAACAAAACUCUGUCACAGCAGAAGGGCAGCUUGAGAGAGCAAUGGGGUGGGCCUGUGGUGGUCCAAACUCGAACAUGAUUGGAAAUGCCUUGGCAAGGAACUUGGGAAUACCUACUGAGUUCCAUAAUCAUUUGACAAGAAGACAGAAAUUCUUGCAGGAAGCUCGAGAAAAGGCAUCAGCUAUUGUUGGAGUUUCAAUAUCAAUAUUGGAAUUUGAAGCAUCAAGAGAUGGGAUUUUUAGAACAUUGGGAGACCCUUACAUAGCUGGUUCUGAUGGUAAGAUAUGGCAGCAAACUUACCUGAAUUCAUUAACAAGACUGGAUGCCGCUUACCAUUCUUUCAAGUGUGCUGAACAAGAGUGGAGGCUCGCACAGAGCAAAAUGGAAGUUGCUUCAAAUAGCUUGUUUUCUGCUUCUAAUGAACUACGUGUCACUUCUCUCAAGGCAAAAUCAGCAUCAGGUGAUUUGCAAAGUACUCUUUUUGCAAUGAGAGAUUGUGCUUAUGAAGUCAGUGUUGCACUAUCUGCUUUUGGCCGUCUUACUAGAAAUCACUCAGCUUUGACUUCUGAAUGUGGUUCCAUGCUUGACGAGGUUCUGGCAAUAACUGAAGGCCUGCAUGAUGUCUACAGUUUGGGAAAGGAUGCAGCGGCAGUACACAAUUCACUCAUGAAAGACCUUUCAAAGGCAAAUGCAAUCUUACUUCCACUUGAAUCCAUAUUGUCUAAGGACGUUGAUGCUAUGACAGAUGCCAUGGCCAAGGAAAGAGAAACCAAAAUGGAGAUUUCUCCGAUACAUGGUCAAGCCAUAUAUCAGUCUUAUAAUUUGAGGAUCAAGGAGGCUAGCCGAGCCCUUAAAUCCUUGUUGCCAUCCCUCACGACUUCUAUUAAGGGACUCCUUUCCAUGAUGAUUAGGCUGGCUCGAACUGCAAGUCUUCAUGCAGGAAAUCUUCACAAAGCUCUUGAAGGUCUUGGAGAAAGCCAGGAAGGAAGGUCCCAGGAUAUUAAUCUAAGGCUAGAUAUAACGAGUCAUGAAAGUGAUGAUGGGAAGAAGAAUCAGGAGAUUCUAACUAAGUUUGACCAGGAAAAUGGCAAUAUAUCUGUUGGAAUUUCUAGAGUUUCAUUGCACGAUAAAGAAUGGUUAUCUCCUCCAGAUAGCAUUGGCAGUAGUAGUAGUUCAGAUUCUGGUGCUGAUCCAACAGUAGCAAGUUUUGGAAAUAGCUUUACUGAUUUCAGAGAGAUUGAACAACAUGAAGAUGGUCCUAGCGCCACUCAAUUUGAUGAACCUGAUGAUCAAUUAGAGUCUAGCAAAACUGAUUCCGGUGAGAAUUUAAAGCUGGGAACUAAUAUUACAUCUGCAUUAGGUCAUACUUCCAUUUCCCAAUCACCCAGCCAGGAGAACGUGCAAAUUACCGUUUCACCUGAAGAUAAAGCAUCUUCAGUUAUCCAUCAAAAAAUUCCACACAGAUCCCAGGAUACUCUUCCAACUGAUACUGGAUUUCGAACAAGAGGAAAAAAUGCGUAUGCAGUCUCUGUUUUGAAGCAAGUUGAGAUGAAAUUAGAUGGCCGGGGUAUAGCUGACAACAGAGAAACAAGUAUUGCCGAGCAAGUGGAUUAUCUAGUGAAGCAAGCAACAAGCAUAGAUAAUCUUUGUAACAUGUAUGAAGGGUGGACACCAUGGAUUUGAUUGAACCUGCAUCUCUAUCUUGUUGUGAUUCUUCUUCUUCCACUGGAAUCAUCGUCCAGAUGUCUGAUGAUUGUCUCAGUUCCAUUGAGAUAUUUGUUCUUAAUCAAAUGUGAAAUUGGAUAUUCCAAGAAUCAAAGGGAGAAGAAGAAGAAAGAAAAGCCGAAUGCCAUGAAGUGCAGAUAUAUGGACACGAUCAAAGCCUGAUAUGAAGAAGAGACAGAGACAGCCAAGGGCGGUUGCUUUUAAGAUUGGCAUUUUUCCAUGUAAUGUCCUCCAGCUCAUCAAGCCAGAACAUGUGUGGGCUCGAUCCACAGAAAGGACAACAUCGAACUGUGAGGAAAUCCAACCUGGGGAAUGAGAAGUUGUUAAUAUCGGAACUCCACAUUAUCUGAUUUGCUUUAUUUAGUAUAUAUAUAUCCUUCUUGUAAGAAAUCUGUGAGAAUUUGGUUUAUUUCCUGCAUAUGUCUUCUUCUUUCUCUACAAAUUAUUUUGGUUUUUUAAUCUAUUGCAUCUCCUCCUCCAGGUUAUUGAACAUAAUUGAUACAAGUGAUGUUGUAGGAAUUGAUCUUUAACAAAUUAAGGUAGUUAGGAUUGUUUUCAAGCAAUGUUUGAAUUAUUCUUUGUAUGUAGAUCUAAUAAUAUAAUGUCAUGUGUUCUCAAUU
This is a messenger RNA of Impatiens glandulifera, 12026 nucleotides long. Its product is annotated as serine/threonine-protein kinase SMG1-like. The record is from RefSeq and is a predicted model, not a curated record. Gene Ontology annotation, biological process: nuclear-transcribed mRNA catabolic process, nonsense-mediated decay; phosphorylation. NCBI's taxonomy places the organism in Eukaryota, Viridiplantae, Streptophyta, Magnoliopsida, Ericales, Balsaminaceae. Gene Ontology annotation, molecular function: protein binding; protein serine/threonine kinase activity. Gene Ontology annotation, cellular component: nucleus. The transcript is spliced from 16 exons. The coding region runs from base 85 to 11364 and encodes 3759 amino acids.